GUACUUUGUGCAUUAUUAACUUUGAGCCCCGGGUCUGCGCCAGUCCCGAUACUUGUCUUCGUUUCUGCUGCUGCUGCUGUGAGUGCCGGCGCGUCCGCUGGCGUCGCUGCGCGCGCGCGGCCGACUUUCCACCCCGCUCGUUUGCUGGGCGGCCACCCUCAUACCCCGUUCUCUUUCUCUGGUUUCAACAGCUUAGUUUGGUUGUCGCACCGCAGCACCAGGAUUUUUCGUUUUUGAGUUGUUUGCGUGCCCGGUAGACGUCCGAUUUUGUUGCCUUUUGCCGGCGGGACCGCUUCGUUUUGCUUUGCGCGAGCGUGACCGUGCGAGGAAGCCAGCAGCAGCUAGCCAGCGACCGACCGACUCAGCACCACCGGAAGAGCCAGCCAGGCAGCCAGCUAUGCAGUGCCGUGAGCCAGUGUGCAGGCGAGUGGUGUGCGGGGCGGAUGCGGCGGCGGCAGACACGGCCUCCAGACCCCAUGAUUAGAGAGGCGGUGGCCCUCUACUGCGGCGGACCUUCUGCACAGUGGUGUGGUCUCAAGAGCAAGAAGAAGAAGGUUAGAAGGGUCAGCGACAACAGUUGAGUCGGCGUUGGGCAAUUUGAAAAUCACGUACACACUUCUGCAAUGGCCGACGACAAUUGAAAGCGAACGCGCCAAGCCGACCCCGCGAAUCUCAUGGCAGGCACCGUUGCAGCUCUGGUUGUGUUUUGGCAAUGACGAGAAGCAUAAUCGACUUCGACAGCCCCCUCCUCUGCCUCCGAACACCAUCGCGGCCAGGUCAGCAUCUGCAGCCGCAAAAGCGAGCUUCGCCAAGCUAACCGCCCCCAGGACCAUGUCGGUCCUGGUUUCGCCUUUUGCCACCCUGCUCUCGUCUUUGCUGAUCCUGCUGUGCAUCUUUGUGUUGCCCGGCUAUUGCUCAGAGGACGAGGAGCGGCUGGUGCGAGAUCUCUUCAGAGGCUACAACAAAUUGAUCCGGCCGGUUCAGAAUAUGACGCAGAAGGUGGACGUCAGAUUUGGCCUCGCAUUUGUACAACUAAUCAACGUGAACGAGAAAAAUCAGAUCAUGAAGUCCAACGUAUGGCUCAGAUUGGUCUGGACGGAUUACCAGCUGCAGUGGGACGAGGCAGAUUACGGCGGUAUCGGAGUACUAAGACUUCCUCCAGACAAAGUUUGGAAACCAGACAUUGUACUCUUUAACAAUGCUGAUGGUAAUUACGAAGUUCGUUACAAGUCCAACGUGUUAAUCUACCCAAAUGGGGAAGUUCUGUGGGUUCCACCUGCCAUUUACCAGAGCUCGUGCACAAUCGACGUAACCUACUUCCCGUUUGAUCAGCAAACGUGCAUCAUGAAAUUCGGGUCAUGGACUUUCAAUGGUGACCAAGUGUCCUUAGCGCUAUACAAUAACAAAAACUUCGUUGACCUGUCUGACUACUGGAAAUCAGGCACAUGGGAUAUUAUCGAGGUGCCUGCGUAUCUAAAUGUGUAUAAUGAGUCAAACGGUUCGCCCACCGAGACAGAUAUUACCUUUUACAUCAUCAUACGUAGGAAGACAUUGUUUUACACUGUGAACUUGAUACUUCCUACAGUGCUGAUUUCGUUUUUGUGCGUGCUAGUGUUUUACCUGCCAGCCGAGGCCGGCGAGAAAGUGACACUAGGAAUCAGUAUUUUGCUCUCGUUGGUUGUGUUCCUUUUGCUAGUCUCUAAAAUCCUGCCUCCGACGUCGCUCGUGCUGCCGCUGAUCGCCAAAUACCUCUUGUUCACCUUCAUCAUGAACACCGUGUCCAUCCUGGUCACCGUGAUCAUCAUCAACUGGAACUUCAGGGGGCCGCGCACGCACAGAAUGCCCAACUGGAUCCGCGUAAUGUUCCUCAGGUAUUUGCCUGCCCUGCUCUUCAUGCGGCGGCCCAAGAAGACGCGGUUACGCUGGAUGAUGGAGAUGACCAGCAUGAACGCGCCGCCGCACCCGUCGUACGGAUCGCCCGAGCUGCCCAAGCACAUGUCCGCCAAGAGCAAGAUGGAGGUGAUGGAGCUGUCCGACCUGCACCACCCCAACUGCAAGAUCAACCGCAAGUCGAGCGGCUCCGGCGUGCCCGACAGGGAGCUUCCCGGCUCCGGGGUCAUCGGCGCCGGCGGCCGCCGCGAGAGUGAGAGUUCAGACUCGCUGAUUCUUUCUCCAGAGGCCUACAAAGCGACUGAAGCCGUCGAGUUCAUUGCCGAACACUUGCGCAACGAGGAUGAAUACAUCCAGAUUCGCGAGGACUGGAAGUACGUCGCGAUGGUGAUUGAUCGUCUCCAACUUUAUAUUUUCUUCCUUGUUACAACUGCUGGCACAAUCGGAAUCCUCAUGGACGCUCCCCACAUAUUUGAGUACGUUGAUCAAGAUAGAAUUAUAGAAAUCUACAGAGGCAAGUAAGAGACACUUUGCCGAAGCGAAUUAUUACUUGUUGGUAGUAUGAAGAUGAUUACGAUGCAGAAGAAGAAAAAUCUGAAUGAACUAAUUGCUGCGGAAAUCUAAGUAAAAAAGAUUAAUGUUCUUUGUUAAUCUAACGUAAUAUUAAAAGAAAAAAACACUAUUGAUAAAAAAGCUAACGCAUAAAACCUAAAAAACGCGGUGAGCCUGGUACUAACUCUAACACUAAAAUGAAGAUGUUUUCGAUACACUUGGCUCUAACUGCGGAAAGCUGUGGUUUGUUUCGGCAAUCCCGCCAACCCGUAAAUGUGCAACGCAACACAAACACACACACACACACUCGCACACACCGCCCUCCGUCACUUUUCGGCCUUUCCAUCUUGUUGCCAACACUCGGCCCCUUUCUUUCUUCACGAGUGUGCCACCGAAAAAAAUAAAUAAAAUUGAUCAUUUUCUGGCGGUCGGACAAAAUUGGACUCACAUUUACGCGAGGAUGGAGGAGAAACAGCACCACAGCGAGGCUCACUAACUUUAAAUAAAAUAACUGAAUCUAAAUAAAAAAGCAAGCAAGCGCAAAUUACGUGGUGCUUAUUGACUCCUGUGUGCAGCGUGAGAAGGUGUCGGUGUCGGUCGGUGGCUAAAAAUUAUUUCGGACUUUUCUCUUGGAUGCGCGAUAUAUUUUUUCACGCGACAAAUCGUUUUGCGGGAAUGGCGGGCACGGCGGCGGAUCGCAGGCAGGAGUGAGCAGGCACCAUUGAAUUUUCUAUGUCGGACGAUAUUCUUAAUGCAACAUUUAAAGCCGAGAAGAUUGUGUGCUGAGUUACACUUACAUUAAAAAUUGUGUGUAAUUGAUAUCGAUAUUCAAUAAAAUUACGAAUAAUGUCAUUAAGUGAAAAGCAGAAUUAACGAUGAUUAAUAACCCGCGAACGAGCAGUUGUGUUUUUUCCCGGUAGAAUCUCUCUUUCUCUCUCUCUCUAUCUCUCUCACUCACUCACACUCUCGUCGGUGUCAUGUUCGUUUUAUUCCCAAGUAACGCGACUGACUUUGAUUUGUUGGCAGUAUUUUCGAUUGUUAUUCCUAAUACACAAACACACACACACACACACUCACGAAGAACGACAACCAAGAAAAGAAAAAAAGCUGUAAACAAUACUCUCUACGAUGAUAAAUUAUAAAUACAUUAUAAUUAUUACCACAAUAAUGGUUACGAUAACGAUGCUUGUUACAAUAAUGAUAAUUUAUUGACGAGUUAAUUAAACGCGUUAUUGGUAAGGUAAAAAACACCCAAGGCAUCUCAUGUUGACUAAGUUAUUACUGCUGCGUGCGUGUGACUUUUAGUGAGGAUGCAGAACGAACGAACGAAACCAAAUAAAAAAAAAAUGAAUUAAUUGAUCGACUGAUGCCUUCUGCGCAAUCGGCGCCAUCCAAGGUUUUCCUGCUCACCGCCGGACGUGCACGCAGCGCCCACUUCUUUUCCGACUCUCUCGAUGUGUAAAGAUUUCGUUUCGCCGCGCGCUGCAUGGAUUUGCUCAAAAGUGUUCGUCAUCGGGCGGACUGAAUUUCGUUCAUUUAAUCGACACACACACUCACACACGACGCGAAAAUAAUAAAAGAGUGGAAGCGAUGGACUCGGCGGCUGUUUGCACGUGCGGCGCAGCAAGCCACGGCUAAUUUAGCAAUGCUCCCCGCAACACGCGAACCAACACUCGCGCCCUCUUUCUCUCUCUGUCUCUCUCUCUCUCUCUCACACACACACAAACACACACACACAUACACACACACUCACACACACAGGGGUGGAUGAGCUACUAAAAUAAUUAUAUACACGUACUAAGCCAGUACAAUGGAUGUGUUUUAAAGAGAUAAAAUAAUUAAAGUAAUUAAAAAUAAACAAUAUCCUCUGCGAUUGAAUUUUAAUGUCAGUAGUUGAAAAUGGCUAAAAACGGGUUAUUCGGUGUGCACGUUUUAAUCGAUACAAAUAUAAUCAAUGUUCUCAUCAUUGUUGCCAUCCCUUUAGUCCUCGUCGCUGAUGCGCGGUGUGUGUGUCUCGAAAAAUAAAAUAUUUGCGAGUGGCUUGCGCGGGCGGGCGGGCGGGCAGGUGGGAAAACGUUUGGACCGCUGUUUACAUCGAAGGUGUUCUUUUAGAGCAAGCAUGAAAGAGAAAGAAAGUAAUAAGAUGAGCAAGAAAUUUUACAGUGCAAAUUAAAUUAAAAGAGUGAAAUUUAAGAGGUAAUAAUUGUUGUUGGAACAAUUUAACUCUUACUAAGAACACGUGUGCUCAAAAUAAUAUUAUUGUACUAAGGUCUUUUUGAUGAUAAAAACGAAUAAUAGCGACAAAAAGUGGUAUCAAAAAAAGAAGAAGUAAAGACGAACGCGAUGGGUUGUUAUACAUUAUAAUUAUUACGAACUUAUCCGGGGGUAAUUAAACACACUGCAUAUACUGCAUAUUUUUCUGGGAACGGGGACGGGGUGAUCAUCCAUUUGCACACAAGAGAGGCAUAUGUCUGUCGAACUGGAAUUGACACGAAGCAAUGCAUUCCUCACGCAAUGAGCUGUGUACAGCUAGUUGUAAUUAAUUCUCAAUGAUUCAAUUAUGAAAAUGAUUGCGUAACUCUCAUCACAUGCUGACAUUUAAUAAAAACGAACGAACGAAAAA
Molecule: messenger RNA, 5065 nt
Organism: Cloeon dipterum
Lineage: Eukaryota; Metazoa; Arthropoda; Insecta; Ephemeroptera; Baetidae
Product: acetylcholine receptor subunit beta-like 1
Exons: 8
Coding region: 832-2412 (526 amino acids)
Biological process (GO): nervous system process; signal transduction; regulation of membrane potential
Cellular component (GO): plasma membrane; neuron projection; synapse
Molecular function (GO): transmembrane signaling receptor activity; acetylcholine-gated monoatomic cation-selective channel activity
Source: RefSeq, a predicted model, not a curated record